This is a messenger RNA of Octopus sinensis (East Asian common octopus), 900 nucleotides long. RefSeq names its product putative universal stress protein SAUSA300_1656. Lineage: Eukaryota; Metazoa; Mollusca; Cephalopoda; Octopoda; Octopodidae. Bases 290 to 790 code for a protein of 166 amino acids. The transcript has 4 exons. The record is from RefSeq and is a predicted model, not a curated record.
GAUGUAUAUAUAUAUGUAUGUAUAUUUAUAAGCAUUGUCUUCGUUUAAUAAGAUGUCAAGCUUCUCUCAUUACAAAGGUUAAAGUACAAGCAAGUGGUGGAAGAGUCUGUAUCAGGUGGCUCACAUUCAGCGCACACCACCACACACACCCUCUUCUCACACACGUACAUAUACAUAUAUAAACAAGCGGUCGGUCGCAACUGCAGUCGUUUAGAAAGCUUACUUUAAGAAUAAUUGGUUCUGCAGAAGGGGAAAGCAAAAAAAAAAAAAACAGAAUUUGUUUAUAACCAUGUCGUCGUCCGAAGGUAGAACCGUUGUUAUUGGAAUGGAUGGUAGCGAAUAUUCGGAAUAUGCAUUCAACUGGUACAUGGAACAAGUCUACAGACAAAAUGACCAUAUCAUCUUGGUUUACUGCCCAGAGUUUCAGUCCAUUACACAUUCUCCCUAUGUUAUGGCUGAUGUGACCAUCUUGGUUGACAUGAUGAAAGAGGAAGAGAAACAAGUUAAAGCACAGUUAGAAAAAUUUGGUGAAAUGCUGAAAAAUGCAGGAGUUGGCGGCAAAGUGAAAAGCAUAAAUGGUCGUCCUGGAGAAGUAAUUGUAAACGUUGCCAAAGAAGACAACGCUUCUUUAAUCGUCACUGGCACAAGAGGAAUGGGUACUAUAAGACGUACUCUGGUUGGCAGUAUUAGUGACUAUGUUAUUCAUCAUUCCCCUGUUCCUGUAUUGGUUUGCAGAUCGAAAGACCACCAUCAUCAUGGCAAAGAACACCAUGGGAAAGAACAGCAUUAGCACCUCGAUCCAUCUGGAAAAUAUUUUAUAUCUACUAAUUAGAUUUUUCAUAUAAACUAAUUAGAUUAUAUACAUAUACAUAUCUGUGCGUGCACGUGUGUGUGUGUGUA